This is a messenger RNA of Chenopodium quinoa (quinoa), 1503 nucleotides long. Its product is annotated as histone acetyltransferase HAC1-like. Gene Ontology annotation, cellular component: histone acetyltransferase complex; transcription regulator complex. Lineage: Eukaryota; Viridiplantae; Streptophyta; Magnoliopsida; Caryophyllales; Amaranthaceae. Gene Ontology annotation, biological process: positive regulation of transcription by RNA polymerase II. Bases 412 to 1143 code for a protein of 243 amino acids. The record is from RefSeq and is a predicted model, not a curated record. The transcript has 5 exons. Gene Ontology annotation, molecular function: chromatin DNA binding; transcription coactivator activity; zinc ion binding.
GUGAAAUGUAGUAAAGGGUAUCAUGUUGCCAUCCACACUAUUAGUUGAUGGAGUGAUCACUUCAUAUUUAAGGCAUUUAAUUGAGUUUUGGAGGUGACGACAAUGAUCAAAUGGGUUACCCUAAUGUGAUUAAUUGUUUUUUUUUUCUUUUUGUUUGUAAGGUCCAGUUGAUAUUGUUGUAGUUUUCGGUUUUUUGGUUUUUUGUUUAAUAAAGUCAAGUAUUUCAAAUGAUCAAAUUUACAUGCCAUAAAAUAAAAUAUGGUGUAUUAGAGUUUGUAGUGAAUGAUUUUGAUAGCAAUCAAUUAGCCUAUAUUAUAAUGUUGCUAUAUAUCUACUCCUGAUAUUGUGGUUCUCUUGAUUUAAUUGUUAUGCAUAAAACUAGCUUUGCAGCGUGGCAAAACGAUUUACCCAAUGACGAAAGAUAUUCUUUUAUGUACUCACUGUGGUGUGCUUAUGCUUUCUGGACAUGGCUGGGUUUGCAAGCAGUGCGCGAAUUUUCAGCUCUGUGGCAAGUGCUAUGAAGUCGAACAAAAACAAGACAAGGGAGAAAGACAUCCUACUAACCAGAAAGACAAACAUGCACUUUAUCCAGUUGAGGUCAAUUAUGUGCCAAACGACACCAACGACAAAGAUGUGAUUGUUGAGAGUGAAGAUUCUGCCCCAGCAGCUGUGACAACAUGCAACAUAUGUCAUUUGGAUAUUGCUAUUAAUCAAGUUUGGCGUUGUGUAACAUGUCAAGAUUUUGAUGUAUGUAAUCCUUGUUUCCAAAAGGAUGAAAGUAUCAAUCAUCCUCAUAAGUUGACCAAUCAGCCUUCCAUGGCUCAUUCUGAUGCUCAGAAUCAGGAAGCUAGACAACGUGUUCUACAGCUUAAUGAGUUGCUUGAUCUGCUGGUGCAUGCAACAAAAUGUCAUUCACUAGAUCGUCAGUGCGAGUAUCCCAAUUGCUUGAAGACUAAGGGUAUGAUACGCCAUGGGAUGCAGUGCAGAACUCGUGCAGAAGGGGGUUGUGUUCAUUGCAGGAAGAUGUGGUAUCUGUUACGACUUCAUGCUCAAUUUUGUAAUGAUUCUGAAUGUCAUGUGCCUCGAUGCAGAGAUUUGAAAGAGCGUCUCAGUUCCUUUAAAUUGCAAGACUUGUGCAUCUGAUUUCAGUCGUCGUGGCUUUGAUGACAGCUUCUUCUUUGGAUCCCAGUGUUUUUGACUAUGUUGUUAAUCGCCCUUGGUAGAGAUUCGGUUUGGAAGCCCUUGGCAGCCUUCUUUCUCUUCUCUCUCCUUUCUUCAAUUGCUUAGUCUGCACUAUAUAUAGCAGCUACCUGUUACAAACUUGCAACUGCUGCUACUCGUAAUUAUAUUAGUCGGAUUUAAAAAUUUGUCGUCUUUGGAUGUUUGAUGUAGACUAUGUUUGGGGUCAUGUGACUCAUGUCUGAGCAAACCUAUUGUUGAAUAAAUGUCUUGUUGGAGAUUUCCAUUACCAGUAAUUUCCAAGCUUGAUCAUGCCAUAUGUUA